Kogia breviceps (pygmy sperm whale) is the source of this 1793-nucleotide messenger RNA. Its product is annotated as probable aminopeptidase NPEPL1. Gene Ontology annotation, molecular function: manganese ion binding; metalloaminopeptidase activity. Lineage: Eukaryota; Metazoa; Chordata; Mammalia; Artiodactyla; Physeteridae. Gene Ontology annotation, biological process: proteolysis. Gene Ontology annotation, cellular component: cytoplasm. The record is from RefSeq and is a predicted model, not a curated record.
AUGGUGAACGUCGGGCUGCAGUUCCAGGCGAGCGCCGGGGACGCGGACCCGCAGAGCCGGCAGCUGCUGCUGCUCGGGCAGCUGCACCACCUGCACCGCGUGCCCUGGAGCCACGUCCGCGGGAAGCUGCUGCCCUGGGUCGCCGAGGAGCUCUGGCAGGCUGCCCUAAGCACGCUCAACCCCAGCCCCACGGACAGCUGUCCUCUCUACCGGAACUAUGCCACCGUGGCUGCCCUUCCCUACAGGGUGAGCCGGCACAAUAGCCCCUCGGCCGCGCAUUUCGUCACCCGGCUCACGCGGACCUGCCUGCCGCGAAUCCAUCCGUGCAUUCUGAUGGUCUGUGAGCGGUCGGACGCCUUCGCCUCGGCCUGUGCCCUGGCCCGCACUUUCCCACUCUCCACCCAAAGCUCAGGGGCAUCACGGCGCCUGGAGAAGAAGACCGUCCCAGUGGAGUUUUUCCUGGUGGGACAAGACAACGGGCCAGUGGAAGUGUCCACUUUGCAAUGUUUAACAAGUGCCACAGAAGGCGUGCGGCUGGCAGCCCGCAUUGUGGACACGCCCCGCAAUGAGAUGAACACAGACACCUUCCUCGAGGAGAUUAAGAAAGUUGGAAAAGAACUGGGGAUCGUCCCAACCGUUAUCCGGGACGAGGAGCUGAAGACGAGAGGAUUUGGAGGGAUCUGUGGUGUGGGCAAAGCUGCCUUCCACCCCCCAGCCCUAGCCGUCCUCAGCCACACCCCAGACGGAGCCACCCAGACCAUCGCGUGGGUGGGCAAGGGCAUCGUCUACGACACCGGGGGUCUCAGCAUGAAGGGGAAGACCACCGUGCCGGGGAUGAAGAGAGACUGCGGAGGCGCCGCGGCCUUGUGGGAGGCCUUCAGAGCCGCCGUCAAGCAGGGUUUCAAAGACACCCUCCACGCCGUGUUCUGCUUAGCUGAGAACUUGGUGGGACCCAGCACCACGAGGCCGGACGACAUCCACCUGCUGUACUCAGGAAAGACUGUGGAAAUCAACAACAUGGAUGCCGAGGGCAGGCUGGUGCUGGCAGAUGGCGUGUCCUUCGCGUGCAAGGACCUGGGCGCCGACAUCAUCCUGGACAUCGCCACGCUGAUCGGAGCUCAGGGCAUCGCCACGGGCAAGUAUCGCGCUGCAGUGCUCACCAACAGCGCCGAGUGGGAGGCGGCCUGCAUGAAGGCCGGGCAGCAGUGCGGGGACCUGGUGCACCCGCUUGUCUACUGCCCGGAGCUGCACUUCAGCGAGUUCACCUCGGCCGUGGCCGACAUUAAGAACUCAGUGGCGGACCGGGACAACGGCCCCAGCUCCUGCGCCGGCCUUUUCAUCGCCUCGCACAUCAGCUUCGACUGGCCUGGGGUCUGGGUCCACCUGGACAUUGCUGUGCCCGUGCACGCCGGUGAGCGGGCCACAGGCUUCGGUAUGGCCCUCCUGCUGGCACUCUUCGGCCAGGCCUCUGAGGACCCUCUGCUGAACCUGGUGUCCCCACUAGGCUGUGAGGUGGACGCCCAGGAGCGGGACGCGGAGAGGGACUCCAAGAAGCGCAGGCUCGUGUGACACAGCUGCCCCACCUGGCAACGCUGGGCUCUUUACCUCACUUUGCACUGAUUAAUUGUAAGCAAUUGGAAGAUUAUACCUUAAGAUGAAGAAAAAAAAAUCCAAUUAGAAAAUAUGCAAAAGAGGACUUCCCCAGUGGGGAAGACUCCACGCUCCCAAUGCAGGUGGCCCAGGUUCAAUCCCUGGUCAGGGAACUAGAUCCCGCAUGCAUGCCACAACUAAGA